UCUUCCGGGAGGCGGUGACGGCUGGGCCGGCAGCCCAGUGAGCGCGGCGAGGCGGAGCGAGGCCUCCCACAGCCUCCCUCCUUCCCUCCCCUCCCUCCUUCCCUCCCGCCGCUUCAGCCCCAGCCCUGCUCCUCGCCGUGCCGCCCGCACACACCCACCCUGCCCGGCUCAGCAUCCCGCUGCUCCCGCCGCCGCCUCGUCCCCCCCAACAUGGUCAUCAAGGUCUACAUCGCCUCCUCCUCCGGCUCCACGGCGAUCAAAAAGCAGCAGCAAGACGUCCUAGGUUUCUUGGAAGCCAACAAAAUCGAGUUUGAGGAGAAGGACAUUGCUGCCAACGAGGAGAAUCGGAAAUGGAUGCGGGAGAACGUCCCCGAGGAGAGCCGUCCGGCCAGCGGGAACCCUCUGCCACCCCGGCUCUUCAACGACAGCCGCUACCUCGGGGACUACGAAGCUUUCUUCGAAGCUCGCGAGAACAACGCUGUCUACGCCUUCUUAGGCUUGACUGCCCCACCUGGUUCAAAGGAAGCUGAAGCACUGGCGAAGCAGCAAGCGUGAAUUUCAACUGCCUUAAAUGUUCUGUAAAGGGAAUUUUCCACAGCUUUUUAUACAACAGUACAAUUGUCUCUGCUUCAAGAAUUGUAGAUGUGAUUUCUAACAAUCAAUUGGUGCUUGCAGCAUUCACCCGACGUCAGACAAAUUUGAACACAGGAUGAAAAUGUGAACAUAAAGGUAGAGAGCACAGAGUGUUUUACUCCAGAGUUGUCAGCAUAGGAAACGGAAGCAAUUAGACAUGAAUGGUUUUCACAUAGUUUAAACUGUCUUGGCAAUUUGUCCAUUUUCUGUAAACUUAAGAAACUAUUUUAAUACUAAUACCACAGACUGGGUUAUACAUACAGAACCAACUUAUUUAAAACAAGCAACAGCAUCUAAAACCUUGUCAGAUACUGUAAUGCCUGAGCUGCCUCAGAGCUGUGACUGAGUCACACAGUAAUUUUUCAGUGUCUUUUCUGGUUCCAGAUGAACCCGUAGGUGGGAUCGUGUCGUAAAGUCAUUGUAGUCACUUCUGAAAGUUACAUUUGUUCUUUUUGUAGAAUGGAUAUUUAAGAUUUGUGUUGUAACACACUGACUGUACAGAUGAUAAAAGCAAAAAAAAAAAAAAAAAAAAAAAAAAGCCGUGUAUUUCUCACUGAAGGGAUCCGUGUGGGAUCUUUUGACAAAGAGAAAGGGAUUUGGGCAGUGGGCAGCCUCUCCCUUGGCAGGUUGGUGAUGGCAGGAGCUGUGUGCAGGGUUCAGUGCACACACCAGUUCCCAGGUAAUGUUGCAAAGAAGCCAAACUGGCCAGAAAUGGCAUUUCCUUACCUGUGUAAGGGUGAAAGCCUUUAAUGUAUUUCUCUACAAAAAUACCAGUUCACACUGCUUAGAGCAUUAGGCAUCCUUUUGCAUGUUUGAGUAGUUGCUAGAUUCAUACACUAUUUUUUCAAAAGAGGAAAUAAAUGUUUGAAUAGCAAGAACUGCUGUAAUUACACAAGACUUUUUUUUUUUUAAGGUUUAAAACCUUUUAACUUUUUCCUUUGUUAUUGCCAUAUCAUCAAGCCAGCACAGGAACUGCAGAUCCAUGAAAGUGUCUCACAUUUGUGAAUUUACCACGUGCAACAUGAACCUGUUUUUUCUCCCUGUGCUCAUGAAAUAGUCUGUAUUUCUUGGCCAUAUUCUGCCAAAAUACAAAUAAUUACAAGUGCCCUGGAGCACGAGAAGCAGGUUUUAAAAGUGUAGGGGUAAAUUAUGCACCACAUAAUGUACUUAUUCCCCCAAAGCAUCAAAAGACAGUAGGAUAAUUAGUCUUUGCAGUAGUUAGAGGAUCAUUCUAACAAUAGCUCUGCACACUUUUGAUUUUAUUUGCUUUCUGGCCCUGUCUGUUUCCUAGAUUUGAAGUCUGGAAUUAGGAACAGGGUAAAACUUAAAUUUUCAAAGAUAUUGUAAAGCAUGGUAAUUAAAUACUGUCCUCACCAGUUUUUCUUUGAGGCUUUUGCCCUGGUCAUUGCAGCUCAAGAUUUUGUCAUCGUUGUCUGCAAGAGAAACCACAGCCACCUGCUGAGCUUCUCCAGAGCUUGGGGGGAAACUUCCACAGAGUGAGUAGGAUAGAGCAUGGGGACAAAUUGGUUAAAAUGACUUUUAAUUGAUGUUUUAGCUGCUCUGAUUUGGGAGCUGGGGAGUCAGUUUGAAGCUCAUCCUUAUAGAAGCAUCAGAAAGGGUAGGGGUAGGUGGAUGUUGCCUUCCCUCCAAGACUCACACAUCUGUGCUUUUGCAUUAACAAGUUUUUUUCAGGAAUUACUGAACUCGGGUGAAAUGUAACAUCUUUUGGGGAUGGAAGAUAUGUCAGGUUUGAUUUCUGUUGUUCACUCUGAUUCCCUCUUUCUGAAGUGAUUUUUCUUUCUUAACAUUGGUGUCAUCUUUCCCUGUGUCUAAACCAAGGGUCAAGGUUUUGAGAAAAGUCUAUAAAAAAGUCUACACUUCCGUGUAUACUUUGUGGGAUUUGACACACAAGCCACUGUACUCGUGCCAAUUUGCUGUGUUUCCUGUGUAAGGAAAGGAGGGUGUGAGUUUUCUGAAUUAGAGUCAUUAUUUUGGUGAAGCUGGAAUUGAAAGUUGCUGCCAAAUUCUGUCAGUUCAGCGACCUGAAACAUUCUGAAACGAGGUCAAUCCCUGGUUCAGACGGUCAAGAAAAUUGCCACGUUUAAGAAAGCAAAAUCACUCCCCUUGUCUGGUCCCCCACCCUUUCCAUAUGGUAGCUUUCAAACUGUAUCAGCAUUCCUGAGGGAGCUCUGUUGAGACAGACUGAAUUAUUUCUUUGUCUGGGGAACAAGACACCAACACAAACUGAAAAAUACCCCAAAUAUCUCUUUGUUGUGGGACUGCGUGGAAAACUUGCAUUCAUUUUGAUGCAGAUAUCUUGCAUGAACUUAGGGGUGCUAGGAAUGUGUUGCUUAUAUGCUAUUUUUCUAUUUCUGAAACCUGUGUUGGGUUAAUGAUGGGUGCAAGAACCACGUUUGUUCAUUUCUUUAUGGUUUUUUUUUCUCCUAUGUAGAAGGUGAGCGUUGAGAGGAUUUAACCUGUAUAUUAACCAUUCCUGUAUCAUUCCAAUAAAGUUGUUUUAGAAGCUUUCUCACACCA
Messenger RNA from Calypte anna (Anna's hummingbird), 3171 nucleotides. It is a transcript of the gene SH3BGRL, whose product is annotated as SH3 domain binding glutamate rich protein like. Gene Ontology annotation, cellular component: cytoplasm. The transcript is spliced from 4 exons. The coding region runs from base 211 to 555 and encodes 114 amino acids. NCBI's taxonomy places the organism in Eukaryota, Metazoa, Chordata, Aves, Apodiformes, Trochilidae. The record is from RefSeq and is a predicted model, not a curated record.